Ramularia collo-cygni is the source of this 2667-nucleotide messenger RNA. RefSeq lists its product as uncharacterized. The coding region runs from base 1 to 2667 and encodes 888 amino acids. The record is from RefSeq and is a predicted model, not a curated record. The transcript is spliced from 2 exons. Gene Ontology annotation, molecular function: protein binding; serine-type endopeptidase activity. NCBI's taxonomy places the organism in Eukaryota, Fungi, Ascomycota, Dothideomycetes, Mycosphaerellales, Mycosphaerellaceae. Gene Ontology annotation, biological process: proteolysis.
AUGGAGGACUCCCCCAUGACGUUCGAGRAUCUGGACAAUCUCUGUGAAGAAGCCCUGGCGGCCUACGAGGAAGGAAGCUAUGAAAAGGCCCGCUCUAGAUAUAUGAAGGCACUAAGCACCUGCGAUAGCCUCAUGGAUGAUGACUACCGGGUCAGCAUCCGUCAGUACUUGGGUAUGUGUUACUACCGGCUUGGGGUAUUUAAAGAAGCGGCACGGUAUGAUCGGAAAACGCUGGAGAUUUUGACCAGUCGCAAAGAUGGAGGCGGUACAAAAGUGGUUGUCCUACGCCACAAUUUGGCUCGCGAUCUGUCGGCCAUACACGACGUCACUCCGCUCGACAAUUUGGACAAGCUUGAAGAAGCCAUCAUCCUUCACGAUCGGAAUCUCGAGGACCUUCAGGCAAUACACGAGAGAAAGGCGGAGCUAUUGGAGACCAAGUAUAGUCUAGCUUUUGAUCUGGCGAAACUUAGUAGAUUCUUGACCGACACCGCAGCCAUGUCUUCGAUACUGGAAAGGGCGGCCGACCUCAACCAACAGGUAGUCAGGGCUAGAGAGCGAUCGAACCCAGGGGACCCCCUCACCCUGCAAUCAAGGCACAAUCUUGCGAGUGUCCUGUACCAUCAGAAGGAGUACCCCGAAGCCAAGGAACUACUGCUGAGGAAUCAGAAGGAGUUCAGCGCACUCUCCUCGACGGAGAAAAAGGAGCACGCAGUGCUGCGUCAGAGUACUGAGAGGUUUCUCGCGGCAUGUUGUGAGGCAACAAAAGAUAUAAGCUUGAGUAUUAAACAGAUCACCAAGAAGUCCAAGAAGCCCCGCAAGCCCAGUACAGCCUCGAAGGACGUCAAAGUCGUGUCGAAGAUUGCGAUUCAUGAUGAUGCAUCAGGCGGAAGGCUGUUGAAUGCAGAUGAUGCGACUGCUGUCGUCAAACCGAAAGCUGCUCCGACCGGGCUCGCAUCAUCCUCAUCAUAUCCCCAAGGCGGACCUCUGACCAGUAAUGGUGGAAUUGUGCCAUCGUCAUCAUACUCUGGUAUCGCUACAGGCGGCAGUUCCAAGGUUCACAUGGGCAAUGCUACUACCAAUGUACAUGCAACGAACAUUCRUAAUCACUACUACUACAACUCUCCGCACCCGGUGCCGGAUGGAGUAUCUCACAGCUCACAUCCACAGCCACAUCCGUCCUUCUCUCUGGAAGCUCCCACAUCCCAAAAUGAUGGCGUUCAAAGAUCAAUCUCGCAUGGACAUGUUCUCCAAAGCAAUUUAUUGCUACAUACUGCUACUGCUGCAAAGCCGAGGAGCUCCUCAGGCGUGCGGACUCAAAGAUCUCCCUCGAGAAACCCGGUGAGGAGGUCAAGAAGCGUUUCCAAUCCAGAAUUAAGCGGUACAGACUCGAGAGUGGGAGACAAACGUAUGUCUGUGCCAGAGAUCAGGACUGCUUCCUCUGACGAUAGUGAUGAACGAUCCAGAGGCCGGCGAAAAGAUAGGAUCCGAGAGAAACCAUCGCAUCAGACUACAUCACUGCAUCCUGUGCACUCAAGCGAAUCCCGCAGCUCAACGAGCAGACACACACCUCAAAUUGGAUCAGAAAGGGUAGCCAAUGGGAGUUGGGGAGAAGCGUCACCAACGGGAAACAAGGCCGAUAAGUKGUUCUCAGAUCUACGUGAGCAUACGCAUGCACUCUUACACUACAACAACAAGCCGCAGAUCCCGCAUCGACGCCGUGUCCGUGUGGCCAUUAUAGACUCUGGCCUCGACCGCCCGCCAAGAAAUUCUGUUCGGCGACCAGACAUCCUCAGACACCGGCAUCGCUUCUGCAGAUACAGAGAUUUCACCCUCGAGGGAACUCGGUGGACCGACAGCGAUCAUGAUUUGCAUGGCACAAACUGUGCAUCAAUCUUGCUCCAAGUAGCUCCCCACGUGGACCUUUACAUUGCGAAUGUCGUCAAAAGAAGCACAGGCAAACCAUCCCCUUCCAGUGUCGCCUUGGCUUUGGAAUGGGCAUUGGAGAAAGAAGUCGACAUCAUUUCAAUGUCCCUUGGGUUUGACACGAUGUACGAAGACAUCAGCAAGCAAAUUGACCUCGCGAGACUGGGAGGGGUAUUGAUCUUCGCCGCGGCAUCCAACGAUGGCCCGAAUGCUCCAGACUGGGGUGUCUUUCCCGCCUGGCUUUCAAACGUCUUCUGCAUCAACUCCGCAGAUGUCGACGGAGCCAUGUCCUGGUUCAAUCCGAAAUACACCGACGAGAAACUCAACUUCGCAUUCUUAGGCGAACAAAUCGCCAUCCUCGAUGAACACAACCACACCCCCUUAUCCGAUCCUCCCAGACUAACAGGCACAUCUUUCGCAACCCCCAUAGCAGCCGGUACAGCAGCUCUCGUACUCGAUUUAGUUCGCAUGCAGAAUAUCGAAGAUCAAUACCCCAAAAUUGAAAUCUGCUUGAAAACUUACGAGGGAAUGUCGGCCGUGUUCAAGAGGAUGAGUAGUCCUCCCACGGCUUUUGGGGCGGAAUUCUAUAAUGUACGACCUUGGCGAUUAUUGGGUAAGAAGGGACCGCCGCUUUCCAGAGCGGAUGAACCGAACGAGUCRAAGCAGUGGUAUGCUUUAUUGAAGGUUGUGGAGUGUUUGGCUAAAUUUGGGGAGUUUGAUACGGGGAUUGCGACGAUGUCGUGA